Messenger RNA from Kuraishia capsulata CBS 1993, 954 nucleotides. RefSeq lists its product as uncharacterized. Lineage: Eukaryota; Fungi; Ascomycota; Pichiomycetes; Pichiales; Pichiaceae. Gene Ontology annotation, cellular component: proteasome complex; proteasome regulatory particle. The transcript has a single exon. Gene Ontology annotation, biological process: proteasome-mediated ubiquitin-dependent protein catabolic process. Gene Ontology annotation, molecular function: protein binding; metallopeptidase activity. Bases 1 to 954 code for a protein of 317 amino acids. The record is from RefSeq and is a predicted model, not a curated record.
AUGCCUGCCAUCACAAGUGAGAUGUCUGUUCUAUCGACAACAGUUUCUGUGGCGCCGUUGGUGCUGCUAUCUGUGGUGGACCACUACGAGCGUGUGCUCAAGACGGAUAAUGUUUCGAAGCUGAACAAACGUGUGGUGGGCGUCAUACUUGGUGACAACACAAGCAAAAACCAGAUAAAGGUGAUGAACUCAUUUGCCAUACCAUUCGAGGAGGAUGACAAGAACCCAGACAUCUGGUUCUUAGACCACAACUUCAUCGAAAGCAUGUUGGACAUGUUCAAGAAGAUUAACGCGAAGGAGAAGCUGAUUGGCUGGUACCACAGCGGGCCAAAGCUGAAAUCAUCUGACUUGCAAAUCAACGAGAUUUUCAAAAGAUUCACGCCAAACCCUCUGCUUCUGAUUGUGGAUGUGGUUUCCAAGGAUGUGAUUGACAUACCUACGGAUUCAUACAUUGCAGUUGAGGAGAUCAAGGAGGAUGGCUCUAGUUCCGAGAAGACGUUCAUCCAUCUCCCCUCAGUGAUUCAGGCCGAAGAGGCUGAAGAGAUUGGUGUAGAGCAUUUGCUCAGAGACAUCCGCGAUCAAGCUUGCGGAAACCUUUCCAUCAAGCUGACUAACAACUUCAAGAGUCUCAAGUCGCUGAACGAGAGACUGGAGAACAUAAUCAAGUACUUGAACAAGAUUGUGAGCGGGGAGCUACCCAUCAACAAUGUGAUACUCGAAAAGCUACAGGAUAUCUUCAACUUGCUGCCUAACAUUGGAAAUCUGGGAGGCGAGACGGAUGUGAAUAAACUGGGCGAUCUCAACAAGUCGUUCACUGUGAAGACCAAUGACGAGUUGAUGGUGGUGUACGUUAGUUCGUUGGUGCGGUCGAUCAUCGCGUUUCAUGAUCUGAUUGAGAACAAAAUUGAAAAUAAGAAGAUCACUGAGAGAGGUGAGGAGGUGUUGGCGAAGUAA